AUGUCAAGAGGAUUAGCACUACGCACUGGGAUCGUGGGUCUGCUGGCCCUCGCCGUAACGGCGGCGAUGGCGUGCGGCGCUCCGGCAGAACAGGAGCCGGCGACGAGCGCUCCGGCAGCGGCCCGACAGCAGCCGGCAGCGACGCAGGCGGCGGCUCCGGUGCAGCAGGCCGCACCGACCGCGACCACAGCGCUGGCACAGCCGGCCGGCAUGAGCGACCGCGCGGCCGGCGGCGCGGCCCCGACCGUGGCCCCAGCCGCGACAGCGGUUCCGGACGCCACCGCAGGCGAGCCGGUUCAGGCAGACCUGCGCGUGGCCAUCACCCCGCCUUACGCCGAAAACCUGUUGGGUUGGCGCGUGGGCGGAACCAACCAGGGCAUCCUGCAGCCGAUGCAGGAGGCGCUCUUCCAGCGUGACUACCAGACCUGGGAAGCCAAGCCCAUGCUGGCUGAAUCGUGGUCGGUCUCCCCGGACGGAAGGCAGUGGACGAUCAAGCUGCGCGAAAACGUCCCCUUCCAUCACGAAGCGGACACCUUCGGCGUUUCGGACUUCGUGUUUAGCUUCCAGUUGUGGUCGCACGCUGAAGCCAAGACCGGGUUCGGCGACUUCUGGCACCAGAUACUGGGACCGGACGGCGAGCGGCGCAACUGGACGGCAGACGAGCUGGGAACCGCACCAACCGUAACGGAAGUCAGCGACAACGAGAUGGUUUGGAACAUGAAGCGUCCCGAGUUGUGGAUCCCGUUCUAUGCUUCGGACGCCACCACCGACCCGCUGAUCUACAGCUUGGACUACUGGGCAACAAACGGGGAGGCAGCUUACGCAGCCAACCCGGUGGGAACCGGCCCGUGGCGGCAUGUCAGCUACGAACAGGGCGCCAAGCUUGAGUAUGAGAGGGCGUUCGACGACCACUGGCGCAUCAACCCCGACUUCGAUACCCUUACCUUCUUCUUCGCUGAAGAAGACCUGACCCGCGUGGCAAUGCUACGGGCCGGGGAAGCGGACAUCGCCGAGAUUCCGCGCGAGUUGCAGGGCGAAAUCGUGAAGGCGGGUUAUGCCAUCACGAAGAGCACACUACCGGCUUUCAUGGUGUGGAUCGGCAUUGGCGGCCAGUACCUGGAAGACAGGCGGGACGCCAACGACCCAAACACCAACGUGCUGGUCCGCAGGGCCAUGAACCACGCGAUGAACCGGGAUGCGCUCAACGAAGCGUUCUUUGACAACAAAAUGGAAUUGAUGGCCAACACCGGUUGGCACCCGACGGAUCCCUCGUUCGAUCCGGCGUGGGAGAUCCCGGCCUACGACCCCGACCUUUCCCGUCAGCUGCUGCAAGAAGCGGGCUACUCGGAGGGCUCCGGGCCGAGCGUCGAGUUCAUGGCCGGCAAACUGGUCGGCGUUCCGGAGCUCACGGAAGUCGCGGUCCCGAUGAUCUCCUGGCUGGAGGAAGUGGGGUUCACCGUUGACGCCCAGAUCGGCGAGUUCCAGCCCAUCCGCACGCGGUACAAGGCCCGCGAGAUGAACGGGGUGCUGUGGACCCACCGGACCGGCUUCUGGCCGGCUGGCCGCAAUAUGCGGGUGUACUUCGUCAGCCCCACCCUGGCCGGCGCGGUUUACAUGUAUGAAGACCCAUACACCGAAGAUCUGUUCAGCAAGUGGCAGAGCAGUGUAGAUGACGAAGAACGGCUCAACCUGAUGAAGGACGCCGGUCAGUACAUGUACGAACAGAAUGCCACGAUACCGCUGGGCUUCCUGUUCGCGGAAUUCGGCAUCAACCCCAACGUCAUUGCCGAGUACUCGGUGAACAACAGCUACUUUGGCGGCAUGAAAGGCCACGAGUACACCAAGGUGGUGCGCAACUAA
Geodia barretti is the source of this 1860-nucleotide messenger RNA. NCBI's taxonomy places the organism in Eukaryota, Metazoa, Porifera, Demospongiae, Tetractinellida, Geodiidae. The record is from the annotation of a GenBank genome assembly.